GACGUCCGACUCGAUAGAACGCACAGGUGCUGGUGCAGGCCAUUGCAGGACAGUCGAUGCGUCAAAAUCAAGGCAGGAACCAGGUCUGUCGAUCGGGCCAACCGCAACCACUUGCCUGUGCCAAAGUCUGCCAAUAAGAGGAUCAUCUGGUCACCGCCUGUGCUGUUUGGCAUUGACUAAGUUCCAACUCUAACGUCGGAGGCUGUUGUUUGAACCUUGGCAUCUUGAAUUUGCUGAGCCGUAAUGACGGUCAAUCUGAGCGCACAUUCCUCACAUGCUCAUGUACUACUACGUCAUGUGUAUAUGGGUGUCUACUACUCGCUCUUGCGCUACAUGCUACACAACAUGUUCAAGACAAGAGAAUUGCGCUGGAUUGCCAGCAGGCCACGCGGCCGAUACCGAUGGGUGGCGUAGUUUGGCAGGCUCGGCCGGAGUCGUGCGGAGGAGGAGAGGGGGGCGAGAACACAAGAGCGGCAGGCGCUGUGGCUGUGGACGGUCUAGGCAGCAGUCGAAUGUUCGAAGGGUAGCUCCGGCACUCACGCAUCGUCAGUGGAAUCGUCAGUGUCCGCCUGAUAGAGCCUCCCUCGAGAACUUCGGGUCGGUCCGUGAUGCUCGAAUUGGGAUAGGCAAAGGGCUGCGCAAGACUGCUGCGCGGCGUCGCCGCGUGUUGCGAAGUGCCAAGUGCAACUCGGACCCAAUAUACCCAAUCACGCAGCUUCAACAACUACGGGUUGCUCUUUUGUGAGUUCCUGCUUGGGGCUGUGUUACCCUGCACGAGGAGGGCUUCCGACGAGUUCGAGUUGCUGAGCCGUAAUGUUGCCUCCCCAAGCUCGCUACUUGAGG
Molecule: messenger RNA, 843 nt
Organism: Lindgomyces ingoldianus
Lineage: Eukaryota; Fungi; Ascomycota; Dothideomycetes; Pleosporales; Lindgomycetaceae
Exons: 1
Coding region: 275-745 (156 amino acids)
Source: RefSeq, a predicted model, not a curated record